UCCUGCGCGCGCUCCUGGACGCACCAACGAUCAGCUGGGCAGCGUCUCCCUCUCACAGGAAGAUAGACAGGGCUGUGUUCAGUCACAUUUACUCUUUUACGCUCUGUUUGGACAGUUUAUCCGACUUUGUAUCUGUUUUUGUCAUCGUUUUUUAAACUGUCUGCGUCGACGCUGUUUUCGUGGACGAGAUGUUGGAGAAGGAAGCGGCGCGAAAAUGAACACAGACUGUGCCAAGCCCUCUGUAGCUCCAAAGCCAAGGUUUGUUUGUCACACCAGCCUGAAGUGGCCCUCCCCUCUCAUGUCCGCAACCAGGGGUCCCAAACCCUCUGUAGCCCCCAAACCUAAGCUUAUACCAGAGCUUAAUGGCAACCAGGGAAAGUACAUUAAUGGCAGCUUGGGGACCACGGAUGAUGAAGUUGAUGAGCACGAGAUGGAGAAUGGUCUAAACAAUGCAGAGAAACAGCUAAACACCUACAUCCUUCAACAACAAAAAGACUUAGAGAAUGGGUCAUGGGUGGCGGAGGAGGGAAAGACGACAGAGGUGGAAAGGGAAGAGGAAGAAGAUGUGAUUCAAAAGACGGAUGAGGACUGGAGGUUAACAGACAGCGCUGUGACAGAGGAGGUGGACUCCCUGGAAACACUUUGGGUUAGUGAUGCUGGACUCACGGCUGACUCUGAGGAGGUGGUGGAGAUGGUUGACACAGACAUAACAGAGGACAUGGAUGCAGAAGGUUUCGACGCAGGGGAGGCACUUGCUGACACAGAUGGCCUCUCAAUGGGAGACAUCUCUGUUAAUAGCAUUGACGAGGAGGCAGGAUGCUGUUCUGGUGGAGAUCGGCACAUGGAAGAGAAGCAGGAAAAGGUUCAAAUGAAGGAGGAUGAAACCGCAGAUGAUUUGACUGAAUCCCUGACAGACGAUCCUCUUAUUUUCCCAACAGAGGAAGAGAAAGCCUACGAACCUGCUUCUGAGUGUGGCAUAACAAGUCAAAUCCUUAAGCAUGGAUUUGGUCAUAACAUAAAGGAUCACCAGCAGAACAAUUUAUAUCAUGAACAGGUCUGUGAAGGACACUUUGAAGUAGAGGAGGAUCCAAUUCCUGGACCGUAUUACAUUUCUUCGGAGGACAUUAUUAGCAAAGAAAUGAGACCUGGGAACAUCAAACCUCAUGGACUACCUGAAAGUCGCCUUUUGUGUGCAGGAAACGGUGAAGAAUUGUGUAAAUGUGAGGAUAGAGCAGAAAAUGCAAAAACAGAGUGUAUGAACUCUGAGGAUUAUGUGGACCUCGGUAAAAAUGGCUUCAGCAGCCAAAAUGGGGAUAAAAACUUGAUAAGAACUUGCCAGAAAAGGACACCCGAGGAGUCACUAAAUCCUAUAGGCUGUCAGUCCAGGUUCAGGCUGGUAUCCAUCUCAGUGCCAACAAACACAGAUAGCUCCUUGACAUCUUCUGUCUCAGAAAGCCAGCUGCUUUCCUUGAAUGACUCAGAUGUCUUCAGGGACGAGGACUUGGAGGGUCACAUUGUGCCGUUUCUAGAUGACACCACUGAUACAGAGCAGGACAUCAGCGAGGAUCACUUCUAUGAAGAACCAGGACACAGUUCAGAGGGUGAGAACUUUCUUCCUUUAGAUAGGAGGACAGCAGAGUUGCGCUCUGGCUCACUGUCACAUCGCAUAAAUAAUGCGUCUGAGAUGAGAGUGCAUUUUACUCAUAAGCCCUUCAUGAGUGGAUUUGGACAACCUGCAAUGAGCAGCAGCCCCAUGUUGAGCUCAGUGCUGCACAAAAGCUACAACAAACCCCAUUAUUUGUCCCUGUAUCCCCGCUCCCUCUCCAUGGAGGCUCAGGACAUGCCUUCAGGUGUCUACAGCUACAUGGAAGGCUCCCCAAGACAAGGAGGCACUAUUUGUUCAUCUGGAAGCUUCUCCCGGUGCUCACCAAUGUCUUCAAGUGGCCUUUCUACUCCAACAUCUGUGUCGGACAUCCCUCCUCCAUUUGAGCUGGCCUACAUUACCAAGAAGCCCAUCACAAAAAGUUCCCCAUCGCUUUUCAUUGAAGGAGACUCACCAGAGAAAAACAGGAAAAAGAAAUCCUCCAUAAAGCGUUUCCUGUUGCUUAAAUUUAGACGGAAAGCGGAGAGCAAACCUGCGGUGAAUGUCAGUCCAACCUCCCUUAAGACCACUGUGGAGUCCAGCCUCCACAUGCCCAGCAGGCUUCUGGAUCCUGAUAGACACAGCACAAGUAAUUCUCCACACCUUAACUCCCGCUCUGCUAGUAAAUGCCAGCUUUCGUCUGAGCCUGGCUCAACUUUCUUGUUCUACAAGGACAGCAAAAGGAAAGGGAACUCUGUGGCCUUUCUCAAUCGCAGCGUUGUCCGGGUGGAGUCUUUUGAGGACCGUUCUCGUGUGCCUUCAACAUCUCUUCCCCUGACUAAGCCUCGCUCCAUUUCCUUCCCCAACACAGAUACCUCAGACUACGAGAAUGUUCCUGCCAUCAGCUCGGACUACGAAAACCUGCAGGUCCCCCAGCGGAGGCCUGUCCGACAGGCACCCUUUACAGACUUCUUUGACCGUCCUAGACAGUUGAUGUCCUCUGCUAAUGAGACUGAUGGAUAUGUGGACAUGAGCAGCCUCCCUGGGUUCAGGAGUAAAACUCAAUCAGUGGAACAGGAAGCUGAAAGUGCUUAUACAGAAGCCUACAAUGUGUGUUCGGUGGCUUCUGCUCCACUCACCGUUUCAGCGGAUGAUGUCCCAGAAGAGACAGCGGUUGAGGAAGACCAGGGUCGCACCUCUGAGGAAGAAGAGGCAGGUGCAGAUAGUAAUUAUUGCAGACAGCCUGAUGGCAGAUCCAGGGCUUUUUACAUAGCAAAAGAGUUGGUGGACACAGAGAGACUACAUGUGAAAACCCUCAAGCUUCUCCAGGAAGACUUUCGUGAAGCAGUGGGGGCAGCAGUUGGGGAUGAGGGGGAUCCUGUGCUGGAUGAAGAGAGGCUGCGAGAAAUUCUCAACGAGCUUCCUGAUGUUUACACCCUGCACCGCAGGAUCCUCAAUGAGCUUGAGAAUCGACUGCGACACUGGGAAGAGAGCCAGAGGAUUGCAGACAUCUUUCUGUCCAGAAAAGCAGAGUUUCUUGUUUUUACCACUUACAUCGGUCACUACGACAGAAGUAUGAGCCUGUUGGAGGACAGCUGUCAAACCUCCCCUGCUUUUGCAGCAAUUGUUCACCAGUUUGAGCAGCAGAGUCCAGCGGGUGACAAAGUGUCUCUAAAACAUCAGCUCCUGCAGGUUAUCGUGCGUGUAGCUCAGUACCGCAUGCUCCUCACUGAUUACCUGAACAACCUGUCCCCUGACUCUCAGGAAUAUGAAGACACUCAGGCUGCUGUGGCCACUGUGUCGGACAUCGCAGAUCAAGCAAAUGACAGCUUAAAACAUGGGGAGAACUUGUUGCGUCUGGUCAACAUAGAGUACAGCGUACUUGGCCAGCGGGACCUUCUGCAGCCUGGCAGGGUCUUUGUGAAAGAGGGCACCCUGAUGAAGGUCAGCAGGAAGAGUCGACAACCCCGCCAUCUGUUUUUGAUGAAUGAUGUGCUGCUGUACACCUACCCUCAGCAGGAUGGCAAAUACAGACUGAAGAAUACUUUGCCACUCACUGGGAUGAAGGUCAGCAAACCCAUCCUGGAAAAUGCCCUAAAUGCCCUGAGGAUUGAAGUGUCAGACAUCUCCAUCACUCUGUCUGCAAGUUCCUUCAUUGAACGAGAGGACUGGUUUUACACUCUGAGCCGCACUGUGACUGAACACUCCAGGGGAACUUCAGCAUUUAACAGCUGCUUAGGAGAGACCAGAGACUGUCUGCAUCUGUCUCUUGGAGAAAAAGCUCCCACACUUGUUCCAGUCUCACAAGUGAUGAUGUGCAUGAACUGCACCUCAGACUUCAGCCUCACUCUGCGCAGACAUCACUGCCACGGCUGUGGGAGAAUUGUUUGUCGGAGCUGCUCCAGGAACAGAUAUCCACUGAAAUACAUGAAUGACCGCAUGGCAAAAGUGUGUGAUCACUGUUACAGUGAGCUGAAGAAGAGAGGAGGAGAUGUGUCCUCUCUGUCGUGUAAGGGUAGCCCUCGCCCAAACCGCUCCAGUCGUCCCCUCUCUGCUGUGUUCCAAAAUAUUCAUCCUCCAAACAUCUGGAGACACCGAAAGGGCACUGCCUCCUUCACUCAGGUGAAGGUGUCAGAAGAGGGCUCAAUCAGUGGCAGUCUGCAAUGCAGCAAGAAGAGCAAGAGGAGCUGGAAGAGACUGUGGUUCCUCCUAAAAGACAAGGUGCUUUACACCUACAGAGCCCAAGAGGAAAAGGUGGCGUCUGAGACUUUACCUCUGCUGGGUUUCACAGUGAAGCUACCUGACAGACAAGAGGGAGAAGAAGAGGCCAAUAUCUUCCAGCUUUACCACAAAAACACUCUAUAUUACACUUUUAAAGCCUCAGACAACUACACAGCCCAGAGGUGGGUUAAUGCCAUGGAGGAAGCCACAGUUUUAUAGGAUCUACUGCUCGGGGUUGGUGGCUGGACAAAAAAGUCUGAUCUCUCUUCUGAUACACAACGACUGUGAAACCAAAAAGACAAUUAUCUGAUAAUGUCUUGAAGUUGAAACUUGCCUGGGUGGACUGGAAUAAAGGAAGACAUGAUGUUCUUUAAGAGGGGACACGAUCACCUACUUUGUCACCCUCCCUUGUCCCCUGCCUGCUGCUGCAGCAGGUGUGGUGCUGAGAGCCUCCACAUGCAUUGGCCCAGAUACCUGCCAGUGUGCAACAAUACAUGAUGUGACCUGUAUUUCCUCCCAGAAGCUAUGUAGAGACAUUCCUACAGAUCAAAGGGAAGAUUUCAGGAAAGAAACGAGUGGUUUGAAUUAUUUUUGCACAUAUGAUAUAUUACAAAAACACGUAACAAAUCAAUUUAGUUACAGAAUAUGUAUCAUCUAUUAUUUUGUUGCUUCCAUAUAGGCUGAAAAAAUGGUGAUUAAUUUCAUCCUCACUCAAAAAUACCCAAAUUAAGAAUGGCCUGACAGUAAUUUAGUUCUGCCUUCAUAUUUCUACUUGUGUUCUUCCACUGGAUUAAACAUAUUUCUCUGACUCAUAUUUCAAAACCCAUUCUGCGUCAAAUAAUGACGAAUAUGUUAUGUAUAGAAAUGUACGUAGCUUUGCCAUGUACUGUGUCAUGGCAGAUGAGUGCCAGUAAAUAAACAGUUAUUGUGCUUUUUUAAGGACUAAUAUUUAAAGGACUGGGAAAAGUAUACGUUUACCUUAAUCUAAGAGGCCAAAAACUUCAACUGCUGUAUUCACCUAACUGGUUUUAAAUGUUUCAAUGAGAGAAAUGUUGCCAUUUACUUUAUAUCUGUUGUUUUAAAUACCUAAAACAAAAAGAAUGUAAUUUGUUUUUGUACCAAGAUUCACCAUCUAGAUGAGCACAGAUCAGCCUUGGUGUAAACUUUGUACUGUACUUGAUGCAUCUCAUGUUUUAAUGUCUAACAAUAUUAUUUUAAAAUGAAGUAAAGAGGCUUUA
Messenger RNA from Cheilinus undulatus (humphead wrasse), 5541 nucleotides. RefSeq names its product FYVE, RhoGEF and PH domain-containing protein 5-like. Lineage: Eukaryota; Metazoa; Chordata; Actinopteri; Labriformes; Labridae. Bases 215 to 4522 code for a protein of 1435 amino acids. Gene Ontology annotation, molecular function: metal ion binding; guanyl-nucleotide exchange factor activity. The record is from RefSeq and is a predicted model, not a curated record. Gene Ontology annotation, cellular component: cytoplasm. The transcript has 21 exons.